UCAUUUGGGAAUCGGAGAGUGAUUCAAAUUCGGAGGAAGAUGGAGAUGAGCAGGAGACGGAUCCUUCUCAAGAAAAAUUCACAGAAAUUGAGCAAGCGUCUCAAGCCCUCUUGGCCGAGUUGUCCAGCAUGGAAGCUGAAUUUGAGAUUGAGAAGAGAUGUCGCGCCCAGGCCGAGGCCUUCGCCAUUCAG
Thamnophis sirtalis is the source of this 191-nucleotide messenger RNA. Lineage: Eukaryota; Metazoa; Chordata; Lepidosauria; Squamata; Natricidae. The record is from RefSeq and is a predicted model, not a curated record.